AUGAGUUCCUACCAGCAGAAGCAACCCUUUACCCCACCCCCUCAGCCUCAACAGCACCAGGUGAAACAACCCUGCCAGCCUCCACCUCAAGAUACGUUUGUUCCCAUAACCAAGGACCCAUGCCACCCAAAUGUUCCAAGUCCCGGGAACACCAACAUUGCAGAGCAAGGCUACGUCAAGAUCCCUGAGCAAGGCUCCAUCAAGGUUCCAGACACUGGCUACACCAAGAUCCCUGACUCUGGCUGCACUAAGGUCCCUGAGCAAGGAUACACAAAGGUCCCUCAGUCUGGCAACACCAGUGUCCCUGGGUCAGGCUACUCCGUGGUUCCUCAGCCUGGCUACACCAAGGUCCCUGACCAAGGCUACACCAAGGUCCCUGAGUCAGGAUGCACCAGUGUCCCUGGGUCAGGCUACUCCGUGGUUCCUCAGCCUGGCUACACCAUGGUCCCUGAGUCAGGAUGCACCAGUGUCCCUGGGUCAGGCUAUUCCGUGGUUCCUCAGCCUGGCUACACCAAGGUCCCUGAAUCAGGAUGCACCAGUGUCCCUGGGUCAGGCUACUCCGUGAUUCCUCAGCCUGGCUACACCAAGGUCCCUGAGUCAGGAUGCACUAGUGUCCCUGGGUCAGGCUACUCCGUGGUUCCUCAGCCUGGCCACUUGAAGGUUCAAGAGUCAUCUCCCUCCAUAGUCACUCCAGGCCUGUCUCAGCAGAAGACCGCACAGAAGUAACGUGCUGACAUCCUUGUCCUUGAGGAACCGACCACCAGCUGCUGCACACCUCUUCCCAUCUUCUCCAUGCUUCAA
Molecule: messenger RNA, 801 nt
Organism: Oryctolagus cuniculus (rabbit)
Lineage: Eukaryota; Metazoa; Chordata; Mammalia; Lagomorpha; Leporidae
Source: RefSeq, a predicted model, not a curated record